UUCCUGCACCCGCCGCCGCCGCCGGCACCGCACCAUGGCCCGCUGCCGUGCUGCAAGGGCAGGAGCGAGCAUCCCGCCGACCCCAAUGGUGCUCUCUCAUCCUCUGGUGCUAUCGACCAAAACCCAAGCACUUUCCAAGAAAACCAAGCUGUUUUUCCGUCUAGUUUACACUCGCCCGGUCUGCCAAAGCCAGUCGGUAAGAGGCAAGCCUCGGCGAAAGACAGUGUCCCCAGCCCGCGGCUGCUGGUCCAGAGCAGCCCUCUGAGAAGGAACAUGCCACCAAACUCUCUCUCCCAAGUGCACUUUCAGAGCAAAGCCUAUUGCAGCUCCCCCGCGGGCAGCGCCAGCGCAGGAUCCGUGCCUUUCGAGACAAGCAUUCCCACUACGGCACCCACCCACCCUAGGCUUGUGCAAGCUUGGGAAGGUGCCACUAAGGCGUUUUCUCCCAUGGACCAGAAUUCAGCACCUUAUUCAAACCCUGUUGGAAACCAGUUCUCAUUCGAGUGCCAGUCUGGCCCCGAGCAGAGGCAGCACAGGCAGAAAAAUGCCAGGAUGCCUUGGCAGCAAAUACACCUCACUUCUGCAAUGCCCGGUCCAAACAGGCUAGAGCUGUCGAGACAGAUCACCAGCCAGAAGCUCCCCUUCCCGCUGGGCACGGCGGAGUGGCAGGGGAGCGGGAAAGCCCAGAAAGGGCCCCCCGUAAGUAACUCUCCGGGGUACCAUGGCAAAAAGCUCCUAUCGGGAGAGAGCCUCGGGGUCCAGAGGGGAGACGCCAACUCGACGGGCGCUUUCGCUUUCGAGAGUGGGAAGGAGCCAGGGUCUCCCGCCUGCGAUUCGAGAAGCAAAGCCCUCUUCUACAGCGUGGGGCAAGCAGGUCCUCCUCCCUCCAGGGGCUCGUCGGGCGCAGCCGCGGGCCCGGCCCCGGUCCUGCCGCCGUCAGCCUUGGUGCCUGCCUCCCCUUGCGAGUCCCCGCUGCCGUCCCCUGUCCCCAACCCCACCUGUGGCAGUUCCUGCUCGUCGCUCUCCCCCAUGUCCAGCAGCCCGCUCAACGCCGGCUUCGAAGACAGCCAAAUGUCUGGAGCGCUGAACCCCUCUCCCUUCUUCCAGCACCCCUGCCAUCCCAAGGACGGUAACAAAACCUUCCACCCCUCUGACGUCCUGAGCUCCAGCUCGCUUCAUUACCACCCCCCGGACUCCGUCAAGUCCUUCCACUUCCCUCCUGAUGCUCUGAAAGACGACAGCCUCCUGAAAUGUGCCCCGGCAAGCCCGUUCCACAAACCCGGCGUGGAGGUGGGCAAAGGAUGCUCGGAUGGGCUGAGCGGGGAGCAGCCUCCGCCGCCCACCAGCUCGCUCAGCAGCGCCAGCCUGGACCAGUUGGACGUGCUCCUGACCUGCAAGCAGUGCGACCAGAACUACAGCAACCUCUCCUCCUUCCUGCAGCACCGCCAGUUCUGUGCCUCCCACCCCGCUCCCCAGGGAGAGGGCAAGGAUGCUCCCCGGGCAGCCGAGGGGCGGAAAGCCCUCCCCCCGGAGCCCCACAAACCCCCCGGCCUGGGGCUCUCUCCGGACCCCCAGGCACAUUUGCUGGCAUUAAACAAGAGCGAUGACUUCUUGCUGGAUGGGGAAAGCAAAAGCGAGGGCAAGGAAGAUGCUCUGAAGGGCGGCCUCUUCAACGGCCUCGCCGCCAGCUCCCUGCCGCUCACCGCCUCGGACCUGGACAUCGACGAUGCCAAGCUGGACAGCCUGAUCACCGAAGCCCUCAACGGCCUGGGGUACCAGUCGGAUAACCCGGAGAUCGACAGCAGCUUCAUAGAUGUGUUCGCCGACGAGGAGCUGACGGGCGUGAAGGCAGCCGGCGGUGGGAUGUCCCACAAGGCGAAGGAAGCCCUGGCCUCAGAGAGCAAAUCAAAGCAGGCAGCAGUGGAGGAGAAGGCAGCGGGUCAGCCCAAGGCCAGCUAUUUUUACGAGGAUGGCCACCCCGGUGGGGAGCAGGUGAAGAGAGGGGCAGGAAAGCAGCACCUUCACAAGGGGAGGCCAGCACAGAGGUUGGCAGCCCAGGAGCUGGAUCCCGGGGCAGCAGGAGAAGAAAGGACAGCCAGGCUGCGGGCAGGCAGGAAGAACAGCAUCCCACCGGCCACCACCUCCUCCAAGUCCACCUCCAGCCAAAAGCAUCCAAGGAAGCUCAGCCAGGAGCCUCUGACGAAGAGCGAGGUGGGGUUGGGUAUCGCCACCAAGAGCUCCAAGCCACCCCGGUUCUCCAUGAAGGAGAUGAAGAAGCGGAAGCCCCGAAGCGGGACGUGGAGCAAGGAGCUCAUUCACAAGAUUGUGCAGCAGAAGAACAAGCUCCACAAACUGCAGGUGAAGAGCAGCAAGCAGGCACAGUUCCCCCAGGCUGCCGAGAGGCUGAUGCCAGCUGCCAAGGAGGGCAGGUUUCCGGAGUAUGACUAUGUCUCUGACUCGGACGACGACAGGGCAGAGUGUAGCAAGCUCCGGGGACGGAAGAAGCAAGGCAGGGGAUUCAUCGGGAGGAGCAAGUACAGCUUUAGCAAGAAACGCCCAGGAAGAAGUGAAAGAGCCAAAGAGAAAGAUCCAGCCUGGAGCUACAACCAGAAAAGGGACGGUCAGAAAAGGGAGGCACAGGAGCAUGGGGGGGUCUCAAGCCAGGAGCAUGACAAGAAAGAGGAUUGUGCCACCAGGGUCCGAAGACGGAGCAGCCAGUCCGAGGUGGGCACCAGCCCACCCCGCGCUGGCGGGGCUGGCUCGGGCAGCGAGAAGGGAGGCACACGGAGGAGGAGGCGCUCGGGCAGCCCGGCACGCGCGCCAAGGGCUCCGCUCAGCCUUCCCGAGGACAGGAGCCCAAAGAAGAGCCAGAAGAGCAAAGAGGACUUUUCCAGGGGGAGCAGGCGGUUUGGCUCGGCCAAACCUUCGGUAGCAGGCUCCAGGACACGUCCGAGUACCAAACCAGAUGUUGCUGCAACGGAUUGUGCAAAGGAGGAGCCAUUACCGCAGCCCCGGGAAAAGCAGCUGCCCGGCACGGAGGCCGCGGGCAGGAGCCCCACCAGGUUGUCCUGUAAGGAGGGGGCAGAAGAGCCCAAAGGAGCAAAGCACACGGGUGAGGCAGGAGAACCCACACUGGAGGCUCAGGCAUCACCCAAGCCGACCAUGGUCAACCAGAGGCAUCAGUUUUCCCCUUUUGCGGGUGACGCGCUGAAGUACCAUGCAGAAGAGCUAAUUGCUCCAUCCCACGGCGGUAACGAAGCUAGUUCUGGCAACGUGAGUGCCACCUACCCGGAAACAGGCAGCAAAUACUUGAAGGCACAUGGGUUCUGUGAUGCUCAGAAGGACUAUCCCACACCGGUUGCCCCAUACGGAGGGGAUGCAGUGGGGAUCAUGCUCACUGCCAAGGCGCCUGAUCCAUAUGUCAGCAGCAACAACACGUUUUUUGAUCCCAAAGGCCUUCCCGGUCACUACAAUGACAACCUCUUCUCAAAGCCCCCAGCCUUGGGCUCCUCGCACAUGGAUGACAUGUACUUAUGCCGGGAUGACAUCAACGCUGGCUCCUUUGAGCAGAAGCAUGCCAGCAUCUCCCCUUACGCCACAGAAGCGCCACAGGGCAAGGUGUCCUCCCCUCUCAGCUUCGAUUCCUCUUCGAUAUUUGGAGAGCUUCCCGUCACCGAGUUUGAUCCGCCACUGUACGAGAGCGUUUCUGCAAGCAAAGAUGGUUAUGUGACAACGUUCACCUGUCCUGGCAAUCCACCCAGCAAGCCGCUGCCGUUCGAGCAACCAUAUCCACCGUUCAUGGCAGAGAAAGACUGGUCCCUCAUGGAGGAGGUGGCUCCGAUGCUGCCAGAAGACAUGACUCAGUUCCACAGCCUCUCAGUGGAGAAGCCACUAGCCAAGAAAUUCCCCGAGGAAGGACCUGUCCCCACCAGCCAACUCUCCCUGCCACUGCCAGACAGGAUAACGGAUUAUAACGUGACUUUUAUGAACAACGUAUCAGACGAUGAGCUGGAGAUCAAGCGAUUAGUCACAGAGCUGGAAAGUCAACUGCAAACCAGCAAGCUGGAUAACGAGGCAUCCGUCACCCUUCAGAAACCCGAGCAACACGUCGCUGCCCAUCUGCAAGGACAAGUGGCCGAGCAGUUCCCACCGCUGCCGGUCGAGCAAGAGACGGGCCAUGAGAAAGGACUGUUUUUGGGAGAUGAGCUGGGCAAUUCAAGCCUUUGCAUUGGGGAGAGGCUGGGAGGCGAGAAGUCGGCCGUCACGAGCGGCCGUGGGGACUACGAGAGACCCAGGGAGCCCUGGCCCUGCCCGGUGGAGCUGGGCUCGCUGGAGGCGGGGAUGUGCACGCCAGCCCCGCUCGCCACGGGCCGUUUUUGCUCCAAAGAUGGCAGCGAGCAGCUCCAGGGAGCUGCCUCUGCCAAGGAAAGUGACCUCAGAAAGAUGGAAAAUGGGUCUUCCUCCAAAAGUCUACCUGGUUCAUGCACACCAGAUCAAUCACAGGCUCCCACCUACACAGACCCCGUGACAAAAAGCCCUCCUGUUGUCACCGACUCUGUGUUCCCCAAGACCCUGGAGGCAGCAGAAAUGACCAAAGAUCCCCUGCCAUCCCUGCCAUGCCAGCACGAUGCCGAGGGCUUCCCGGUGCUGGGGAAAGCAGAUGAAAGAUUCACUGGUGCUGCAGAGCUGGAGAAGUUUGAUGCCCAUCUUCCAAACCAUAAACCUGAAUUUGGCUUUCAGCAAGGUCCCACCCCAGCCUUGGAUCUCGCCUUUUCGCCUCACAUCAAAGAGGUCUCAGAUACAGAAGAAAGACCCUUAAGCAAGCCCAAGUCACCCAAAAUGGUGAAAAGCACCGUGGACUUUAAAGGGGAUGGUGGUGGGUCUGCAUUGAUGGAAGAAACGGAGGAGAGGAAGAGCCCCAUCAGCUAUCCAGCCCCUGCACCCGGUGACAAAGCCAGCAAGCAAAAAGUGCUGCUGUUCGAUAUGCUGAGUCUGCCCAAGGAGAGAGACUGCGGCUCCCGGCAGAUGUUGGCAUCCCAGGAGACAGCUGCCAACCCCCUGCAGCAGCUCCAGCUCUUCGUUGCCCGAACAGUGAAGAGCAACGAAGAGGAGCUGCUGAUGCCAUGCUUCCCCGUGCUGCUCGCUCCCAGCCACCCCUCUGCCACCGCCCGCGCCCAGCCAGAGCAGAAAGAGGAGAGCGGCGGUGCCUUGGAAGGGGAAAAUCGAACAUACUGCCCUGCCCAAGGGGAGGGAAACAUCCCCACUGGAGGCAACGCGGGAAAUAUUGCUGCCCCAGCGAAAGAGGCUGUGCUUUCCUCCAGUGGAUGCGAACAGCUGGAGUCAUUCGGCGCGAUGGGCUCUUACCAUGCAAAACAAUCCACGUUUGCGAAGCCAGAGCUGCAAAAUAAUGUGACGGAGCUGCAGCACUUAGCAAAUGAACAUGCGGAGCCGAAUGACAUUAAUAUCCGUGCAGAUGGUGUUUCCCGAGAGUGUAAUGACCUCUCGUCACUCAAAAACACAGCGGUGACCCCACUGCUAGGGCAAGGAAAGCAAGCUGAUCAGCUUGUGGAAGAGAAGGAGCAAGAUAAAAACAAAGCAACCUUGGCAUUUAAAAAACAUGAGCAAUCCCAUUUAAGCCUUAGUUUGCUUGAGAAAGAAACGCUGGGCAGUGCAGCAGCAGAGAGCCCGAAAAGAAAUGAGGUGGGGCAGGGGGCACGGCCCCUACGCAGUGCUCCUGCGAGUCCCACCAGCCCGCCGGGUCCCUCCAAGGAGGAGGUCCUUCAGGAUCACCGCUUGGUGCCGGAGGCAAAAGCCUGCGCCGUCAGUGCAAAGGUUCCCAGAGAGGGAAAUGGCAAGAAGUCAUCCCUCAAUGGCUGCCACUACGCGGGUGAAUCUCCGGCCAGCUUGCCCUUGCCAACCAAUUUUUCUCACCCCAAGUGCUUGCAAAGCGGUGGGGCCGAGGGAGGAGAGGUCCCCGGCUUUGGCACUCAACUCUCGGAUGAGAAGAAAUAUUGGGAGAUGGAUGGUCCCCAGAAACUGCACGGGAAGGACUGCUCUCUUCCCCGCUCGCUGCCUUUCGACCAAAAGGGUGUGGGGAAAGAGGUACCCGAAAGCGCUGGUGCUGUGCUGUCAAGCUCUCAUUUUCAAGAAAACCAAGCAUGUGCUGUCACAGAUACGCUCAUUAACUCCAUUCCUCUGGAAACCCAAGUUUACCCAACACAGCCCACAACAGAUCUUUUGCCUAUCAGAGAAAGAGAGGUAAACCUGAAUCAAGAGAACAAGCUUGAAAGCUGCUCCCAUGAUGGAAAUAGGCAUCAAAGUGAACCAGAGGCUUUGUCCAAUGAGGCAGCAGAGGGGAGACUUGGUCUUUCCAAAACCACAGAGAGCGGGGGGAAGAGUUUAAAAGAGGAGAAACCCAAAGGCCAUGGGGCUGAAGAAGCUGGGAGUUGUGUGUUAAACAGUAUGGGCCAAGGAGAGGGCAACAGGCCUGACAGUACUCCAAACCCUUCCCAAAAUGAAGUUCACAAAGAAAAGAAGCCAAACGGGCUCCCGGUGACCUGCGACAUUUGUUCAGCUUCUUUCCGGUCCAAGCCUGGCCUGACCAGGCACAAAGCUGUCAAGCACCAGGUGAAGAACGGUGGUGUACCACAGCCCAGCAAGAGUCCCAGGUCCGCUUUGAUGUCUGCAGACAAGACAGCGAAAGCAGCCCAAAAGGUGCCCAGGAGGAGCCUGAAGAGUUCAGUCAAAGAAAAAACCUGCAACUCACAGAUACUGACCACCAAUGUUGACCAUGUCCCCAAGAAAAUAUGCCCAGACCUAGAGAAAGAGCCCAGCACCCAGAUGCAAGAAGUGGUCAGCAGGGUGCUCAGUGACCUCAGCGUGAUCUCCUUUGAGAUGUCCCAGGAGCUGCACCGCACACAUGUUCUGCAGAGGGAGAUGAAGGCAAAGGGACUGCGCUCGGAGACGAGGGGAGCAGGCGAGGCGGCAGCUGGGAAGAUGGACCCGGGACGGCAAGCCAGGAAGGGAGAAAAGGGCAGAAGGAACCAAAGCAAAGAUCCUGGAGAGGUGAACGGUAAUUCUGAAAAGAAGCUAAACAGGAAAGUGAGACGAAGGAAGGCGAAGGUAUUUCCCAGCAAAAAUGAUCCCGACGGUCCAUGUGAGCUGGAGAAGAGCGCUGGUCCUCCCCAUGCUGUCCUCAGCUCCAGUCUGCCCAAGAUCAUGGAGGGCUUGUGUGAGCCAGGUGGUUGCAUCUCCACAGAGGAGCAAAAUAGGUCAAAUUCAUCCCAGCACUCUCAAAAAGCUGAACAGUCCCCUUGUGCAGCUGAGCUUGCAGAGGACAUGGGCGACAGGAUGGUGUCUUCAAAGGAGAUGGUCAGCAAGGAGUCAAUAACGGGCAUGGUUGCCUGUUCCAGGGACGUGGAAGAUCCAAAUGGAGUGGAAAACAGGCAGGCUUGCAAAAAAUGGCUUAGUGGGUUUGUGAAGCAAGUGGAGAAGGGAUUGGGCAAGGUAGGCAAAGAGCAGCAUCAUGCUGCUGAAGGCGCAGAGGAGAUGGAUGCUGAGACAGGAGACAGUCCCGCGGCAGGCAGCGGCACUGGGAACCGGAGCAAUGCCCCCCAGGGUCCCACGCCUCCUGCCAAAGGGGGUCUGUCACUGGAGACACAUGAUUCAGAUAUCACCCAAAAAGGUCCUGGGCAAGGUGCUCUGCCGAUCACACCAGGGACCAGCCCUCCUCCUGCGGAGCCCAAGCACUGGGCGAAGGCAGAUGUCCCACCGGGCAGAGAGCACUGCAUGGAGAGCGCAGCUGCCUCAGACCUCCAGAGCUUGUUUGACGAUGAGUCCACAUUCUCCCAGCUGUUCCCCCGGGAUGACCAGUUCAUCCGGAGAAAGUGCACGCGGGUGUAUGGGAAGCGCAGCAAGAAACCCAAGCCCGUCACCGAGGUAAACCUCCAGCCAGCAGGUGCCGUUGACCUCUUCGCAAUCCGAUUAGCUUCUGACCUCAGUGAAACCAGCUCUUUCUGCGUCACCAGGGAGGACCCUUGCGAAUACGAGACCAUCUCUGUUGACGAUGCCUUAAUGCUAAACAUGUGUCACGGCAGCAAGGUGAAGAGCAGAGAUGCUGCUCCCAGCGCAUUUAAAAGCAUUGUGCCAAGAUCGGACUGCGAGAAGACCGACCAAGGGAAGGAGGACAUUGACCUGGAAGACAACAUGCUAACUUUCUUGUGCCAAAACAGCCAAAUGGACAACGUCCCCAGCUUGAACAUCUGGGGGAGUCUGGAGAAGGAGGGAGAAAGCAUCUCUGCCGAGGACAUGUUCAAGCCUCUGAUGGACCUUGAGGAUGAGCACUCGCUCAGAGAAGCAAGCUCCGAGCCCCCCGACCUGGCAGAGGAGCCCUACGAUGGCAAGGCUAACAAAGAUUCAGACUCUCCCGAAUUUCAUACCAUCGACAUUGAGAUGCUGAACGCAAAGCUGAAAAUGAGAGACAUGUGCUUCUUCGGCCCUUGUGAAGAUCUUCCUGGCCAUGGAGAGGACAACGCUGUGAGUUUCAAGCUGAAGCCGGGCCAGCACAGCAAGCACAGAAGUAAGCUAGAAGAUGGGAAACUGGGGAAAAACCGCAGUGAGAUAACCAUCAAGGCCAAAGACAAGCAGUACAAAUGCAAAGUCUGCUUCCAGUGGUUCCUGACAUUAGGGGAGCUGGACUUCCACAAGCUCUCCCAUAACCCUUCUCCUCCACCUACCUGCUACAUGUGUGUCCAGCGCAAAUUCAGCUCCCGGGAGCAGCUGAGGGACCAUCUGAAGGAGAAGCACGCCAAAAACAAAGCUGGUUUGUGGGCUUGCGGGAUGUGCCUGAAGGAGAUCUCUGAUGUCUGGAUGUACAACGAGCAUCUCCGGGAGCACGCCACCCAGUUUGCUCGCAAGGGGCAAGCGCAGAAGUCCGUGAUGGGCCUGCCAGCCUGCUUCGGUGAGGACAAUGCCGCUGUCACCCACUUCCUCAACACCAUCAUGUAUCGGAAGCCCAGCAGGUCCUCCCGGCACGCUGACCCCAGCAGCAAGCAUGCAGUUAGCAGAGAGAGCAAGAGCCCCAAGGAGCUGCCCCUCGAGCAGGAGGCCAAGGCGAUGAAAGACCCCUUGGAAAGCAAUGUCAAGGUGAAGCCACCUGCACCCAGCUCCUCUAAAGCAUCUGCCAGUCCAUCUCCAGAGCAUACAGCAAAAAGCGAAGGCACCUCAAAAUCUGUCCCCAUGCACCCAGACUGCAAGGAUCCUUCCAGGGACUGCCAUCACUGUGGCAAACAGUUUCCCAAACCCUUCAAGCUCCAACGGCACUUAGUUGUGCACAGUUUACAAAAGAUCUACCUGUGCCACAAGUGUCCGAUGUUCUACCAAGAGACCAAAGAGCUUCGAAACCACCUCAGCCAGGAGCACGGGAUAGUGGAGGAGCAGGAGAUCAAGCACACCACCCUGUAUGCCUGCGAGCUCUGCGCAGACGUCAUGCACGUUAUCAAGAAGUCCUUCAUCUGCAGCAUGUGCAACUACACCUUCUCCAAGAAAGAGCAAUACGACCGGCACAUGGAGAAGCACCUGGCAGGAAGCAACAAGACUUUCAAAUUCAGAGGGGUCAUGAGGCCCGGCGUUGCCUCCAGAGAGAGCAGGGAGAAGGUGAAAGAGGACAGCUCUCUCCAGGACGGCAUGCCGCCGAGCAAGAAGAGGAAGGUUGCUCACCAUGACAGCACACUCCCACGCAGCUCGCCAGUCCACCUGGACCACUCUAGUGACCUUCAGCUGGUAGAAGCUGCAAGUCCCAGCCUGCAGGCUCCCACUGACUCCUUUCCUACAGCACCUGGUGACCCGGGAGCACUCCAACCCUCUGUGAAAACAGAAGACCUGGUGGGUGACUUCUCCUACCUCCUGGCAGAGAUGGAGAAAUCCCAGUUUGACACCCUGCCUCCACCACCCUGCCUCUCCCCAUCUUUGCCGCAGGGUGCAGCCAGCAGUGAAGAGCUCGGCCAUAUCGCUGCCCUGUCUAUCGAGGAGCUGGAGAAAGGAGCAUUUGAUGGCAAACCACUUCCUUUCUUGGACUCGCCCGAGUUUACCAUUGACCUUGCUGGGUUGGCUUGUAACCAGGCCACAGACCAAAAAUGCUCUCCUCCACACCUCACCGAGAAACAUGGCUGCGCCAAUGCCCAUAAAAGAACAAGCAUAGGCAACAAAGGCAAAUAUAUAGCAGGUGUUCUGGAAAAUCCCGAUGCAGCCACUGACACCACGGAUGGGAUCCCAUUUCUCCAGCUUUCCAAGAAGGUCUCAGAGCUUCCUUCCCCACAGGCAGAGGCUCCACCAGCCAAGGAGACCCACAGAUGGGGCAACCCCAGUGCCAGCAAUGCCUCUUCUUGGGAAGGUGCAUCUAAGGCCACGUCUCCAGAAGCUGCCCACCACUCCCUGCCCCUGAAGGACAAAACGGCUUCACCCACGUUGAACAGGGCUGCCAAAGAUUCAAUCCUACAGAAGAAGACUGCAGGUAGCCAGCCCAGCAGUGAGGCUGCUCCUGGCAUGGACAGCCCCGGCAGCAGCACCGAGGAGGAUCAGCAACCCGGUUCGGGGAAGGAGAAAGCCAUGCCCGAGGCCAGCGCCAAGGACAGCAGCACCAAUGCCAAGGACCAAGGUGUCAGCCCAAGCAAAUCCACCGGCCACCAGCCCAGAGACGAGGUGGCCAGCAACGCCGUGAGACACGGCCAUGUGGAGCCGAGCAAAGCUGCUGGCAAGCUUCACCCCAAGAGGCGGAAAGAGCACAAGUCCCUGAGCCACCGGAGCAGCUCCGGCUCCCGAGAGAACAUGGAGGGAGACGGGAAAAAGAAAAAAGCCCGAACCUCAGGCCCAGGGAGGAGCGAGAGCACCGGCGAGCUCAAACGCGCCAGCUGGAGCAACGCUGAAGCUUCUGCCCUCUCCCCUGGCAGGAGGGAGACGCACUGCAACAAACUGGUACCCAAGCCCAAAACGGGCACCCAACUGAAAAAGAUGGUCCUGGACACUUACAACCAGAAGAAGGGGGAGCUCCGUCACGCCAACGGGGACGUGAAACGCAGGAAGGCCAUUCUGGGGAAGAGCCUCCACCAAGUGUUGGCCAAGGGGCCGGCGCCGUCCCCACGUGGCUCCUUGCACAGCCCGCGUGCCGCCCGGGGUGCCAAGCCAGCCGGCUCGGCCAGCUACCGCACCGCCGAGGCCCAGAACAACCUGCUAAGCCAACUCUUUGGGCAAAAAUUAACUAGCUUUAAAAUUCCUUUAAGAAGAGAUACUUCAGAGUAA
Phaethon lepturus (White-tailed tropicbird) is the source of this 11295-nucleotide messenger RNA. RefSeq names its product zinc finger protein 469 (gene ZNF469). The record is from RefSeq and is a predicted model, not a curated record. NCBI's taxonomy places the organism in Eukaryota, Metazoa, Chordata, Aves, Phaethontiformes, Phaethontidae.